AUGGAGGUCCACUACAUCAACAGCACCAUGCUGUUGGUCUCACACAGGCCCUUCAACUACACGGUUGUGGAGAGGACGGUGUACGAGCGCUGCAAGGACAUGCCUGCCGUUCUCAUCUGGUAUCUGUGUCUUCAGUUCAUCAACAUGUUCCUGGGGAUCCCAGCCAACAUCAUGGUACUGUGGCUGAUCCACAAGAACAAGGGAGACUCCUCCACCUCAGACAUUUUCAUCCUCCACCUGGCCAUUCUGGACGUCCUCUUCUGCCUCAUCCCGCCCCUGGAGCUGGCCAACAUCGUCUUCCUCACCACCAGCAGCACUUGGUAUGUCCUGCACUUCUUCUACGGCAUCAAAGACUCCUCGCCGCUCUUCCUCUCCUGCAUCUGUCUGGACCGCUACAUGGCUGUGGUGCACCCCAUCACCUUCACCGAGCUCAAAGAUCGCCAACACAGAGCUGUCCUGGCCAUCGUGGUGUGGCUGGUCAUUCUGGCCUACGCUGCUGCCAAGUGCGUGGGAAACAUCUUCAACUUUGAGAAAGUCUUCACCGCCAUGAUCCUGGCCGCGUUUGCCUUCAUGGUGUUCUGCAACAUUGCCAUCCUGUGGGCUCUUCGGCAGUCCGGGCCCGGCCGGGACGAGAUGCACCCGGUGAAGAAGAGAGCCUUCAAAAUGGUGGUGAUCAUCCUGGCCAUCAUUGUGUUCAACUACUUCCCUCCGGUGGCUCUGUUCCCUUUCCAACACUACUUCUCUCCGGACGUGUUUCGCUGCUACGUGCACUACGUGGCUUUUGGCUUGAUGGACUUCAGCAGCAGCAUCCAGCCUAUGCUUUACCUGUCCAAGGAGAAGCUGCCGAACGCAAACUGUUGCCAGACAGGGGCCAGACACGAACCAUAG
This is a messenger RNA of Synchiropus splendidus (mandarinfish), 888 nucleotides long. It is a transcript of the gene hcar2, whose product is annotated as proteinase-activated receptor 3. Bases 1 to 888 code for a protein of 295 amino acids. Gene Ontology annotation, cellular component: membrane. Gene Ontology annotation, molecular function: G protein-coupled receptor activity. Lineage: Eukaryota; Metazoa; Chordata; Actinopteri; Syngnathiformes; Callionymidae. The record is from RefSeq and is a predicted model, not a curated record. Gene Ontology annotation, biological process: phospholipase C-activating G protein-coupled receptor signaling pathway; positive regulation of Rho protein signal transduction. The transcript has a single exon.